AUGGCAAACGGGCCCGCAUUCCAUGUCAUUGUCUUGGGACCGACAGGUGGACCCCGCGAAGAUAGCGUCACCGGCAUUCUGGUCCGCUCAACAUCCACACACUGGGCCCCCGAAUCAGUCGUGGCUGUGGAUGCAGGUACCCUGCUGGCGGGGAUCAUCCGAUUGUUGGAGCGCUACAUGCCCGAUUGCACGAAUGAGGAAGGCGUCAUGACAAGUGGGCCCUUUAAGGGGCUGGAGCUGCCGAGCAAGACCCCACAGGCAAACGGAGCCCAUGUUUUCCGGGAACUGAUCGGGGCAGUCCUCAUCACCCAUCCUCAUCUGGACCAUAUUGCCGGGUUGGCCAUCAAUACCCCGAUCCUGGAGGCUGGAAAUGGUCCCAAGUCUGUGGCUGCCCUGCCCUCGGUGUUGUCCGCUAUCAAAAACCACAUGUUCAAUGAUGUGAUUUGGCCUAAUUUGUCGGAUGAGGACGGAGGUGCUGGCCUGCUCACUUAUCAGCGCUUGGUGGAGGGCGGGAAUCCGAGAUUCGGUCGCGGGGAGACCAGAGGCUAUGUUCGAGCCUGUAAUGGGCUGUUGACUAAAUGUCUCAGCGUCAGCCACGGCCGGUGCAAGCAGCGAUAUCACCCGGAAACUGGAACGCACCAUCGGGUUGGAAGCACGGUAUUUGCUGAGCAUCAGCUGAUGCUUCCAUCCAGGGCAAUCUCGGUCGAUCACACCGAUGGAAGCUUCUAUUCACCCGCUCGCUCCCCGCGCAUGCUUCCAUCUAGCAACAAAGAACCCGCUAUGGCAACGGUCGAAAGCUCGGCUUUCUUCCUACGCGACCACCGCUCCGGCGAUGAGAUAAUAGUAUUCGGCGACGUCGAGCCCGACUCCGUAUCCCAGGAAGGACACAACAAGCUCGUCUGGGAAGCCGCCGCACCAAAAAUAGCCAACGGCAAGCUCCGAGCGAUCUUUAUCGAAUGCUCCUACAACGACAGCAUAGACGACAGAUACCUGUACGGCCACAUGUGUCCGCGCCAUCUCGUGGCCGAGCUCAGCGUGCUAGCCAACAAAGUUAUGAACGUGCGCGACGGGAACCUAGGCGAGAAGAAGCGCAAGCGCGACUCCAUAGUCCCCAUCGAAACUGGCAGCGAGCAAGUGAGUCCGCGUUCGAAGCGUAGUCAGAGCACUUCGGGGGAUAGGCUGGAGCCCCGGUCUCAUCCUGGUGAUUAUUUUGAGAUCCCUCGAUUGCCUCGAUCGGAUGCACAGGACUAUGGGGAUGGUGGCGAUCAUGCUGAUGUCUUGGAUGCGCCGAAUCCUGAAUCCUGGAUUGAUGUUAGCCCCCUUCCGCUGGAGGGUUUGAAGAUUUACAUCAUUCAUAUCAAGGAGAAUCUCACGGAUGGUCCUCCGCCUGGAGAGCAGAUUCUCAAGGAGCUCAAGGAGCGUGGCGAAACGGCACAUCUGGGAUGUGAAUUCCUCCUCCCUGAUCCCACCGAGGGCAUAUGGAUAUGA
Messenger RNA from Penicillium olsonii, 1488 nucleotides. Lineage: Eukaryota; Fungi; Ascomycota; Eurotiomycetes; Eurotiales; Aspergillaceae. The record is from the annotation of a GenBank genome assembly.